AUGGAGGGGUUCCUGUCCACGUUUCAACCGUACAACGUCUGCGCUCCCCCAGCUCAGGGCGGCAGCUGGGGGAAGAGAGAUGGCCGGUUCAUGACCCCCCAAGGCCUCAACUACCUCGAGCUAUGCAAGGUCAUCCUAUCCCAAGUCAACCCCGGUUUGCAAGCUCCACUCAAAAGAGCAAACACCAAAGAGUGCGGCGUGCAAGUAAACGCCAAAGUGGAUCAAAUAGUCCAGUGCUCACUGGGUCCCAAAACGCUGUUUUGCCUUGAAGGCGACCAGUAUGUUCCUUCGAAGUCUCCCAAGAGCCCGGAUCUGUUGAAGCAGGACGGGAUGGUGCCGUACAGCACACCGCCGGUGAGCAACCUGCGCUUCCUGAGGCCCGUUUCCAUCUACUCGCCGGUGUUUGACCGCAGGAUCCCCCUCAGGAAACUGGGCGAUGAUGAUGGAAGUGAGGGAGAGACUGAAGCUGCUGAACAUGUGGAGUCUGACAGGGAGGCUGAGGCGGAUCGAAGCGGCGAGGAUACAGGGAAAGACUCUAAAACAGCUGCGCAUCAGUCCUCCAAGGGAUCCAACUUUCAGUUCCUGGAGCAGAGGUACGGCUUUUUCCACUGCAAAAAGUGCAACAUCCGGUGGGAGAGUGCUUAUGUAUGGUGCAUAUCUGGAACCAGCAAGGUGUACUACAAGCAGCUCUGCCGGAAGUGUCAGGUGGGGUUUAACCCAUACAGAGUGGAGUCCAUCCUCUGUAAGGGCUGCUCUCAGACUUGCUGCAACUGUGAGAAGAAGCAGAGACACAUCAACAUGAGGAGGCCUCACCGCCAGGACCUGUGUUGUCGUUGCAAGGGAAUGAGGCUGUCCUGUGACGCCACCUACAGCUUCAAAUACAUCGUCUGA
Messenger RNA from Scomber scombrus (Atlantic mackerel), 891 nucleotides. RefSeq names its product zygote arrest 1-like (gene zar1l). Gene Ontology annotation, molecular function: mRNA base-pairing post-transcriptional repressor activity. Gene Ontology annotation, biological process: translation. The record is from RefSeq and is a predicted model, not a curated record. The coding region runs from base 1 to 891 and encodes 296 amino acids. The transcript is spliced from 4 exons. Lineage: Eukaryota; Metazoa; Chordata; Actinopteri; Scombriformes; Scombridae. Gene Ontology annotation, cellular component: cytoplasm.